AUGACGGAAAUCAGCGAAAAGGAGAACGAACCACAACACCUUCACCGACCACACGCUACCGUGCCCAGCCAGCCCGAGUCAAAGUUACAGCGGUUGAAGCGCUCCCUGUCCUUCAAAUCAGUCAUGCGCAGCAAGAGUACAGACAACUUUUUCCAGCGCAGUAACGGAGAAUUGCGCCUUCCAUCUGCCCUUAUAACCUCACCUCCACCCCCGCCAUCUCCUCCCCCCAUCUCCGAGUCCCCCCUGGCCUAUGAGCGCUCUCCGUCACAUUCCCCGUCUACCAGUCCUAACCCCUCAUUGUCAUCACGCUCACCUUCAAUCAGUCCCUCCAAAUCAAUGAAUUUCAAAACCCAGCCAAAGUCUCAGGCCCAGCCGGUCAAGACCCACUGUUUCCAAGAGCAUGUCUUCCGUCGGCCUGCCAGCUGCCAGCGAUGCAAACACAUGAUCCAAGGAAACUCCAAGCAGGGGCUGCGUUGUAAAGCCUGUAAGCUGGCAGCCCACCUCUGGUGCUCGUCGGAGCUCUCUCAGCAGCCCUGUACUGGCAAGACAGGAGCCUUCAAGAGAAACUUCAGCUCUCCUCUGUUAGCCACUGAUACGCUGGGUGUGGUCAUAGAGGCUCCUGCUGCCCAAGAGGCAGAUAAUGGCAUUGUCGACCCUGUGUAUGAGGCACUGCGCUAUGGGACGUCGCUGGCUCAGCUGAGUCGCUCCAGCUUCAGCAGUAUCUCAGAGUCGCCCUGUCACGAGGAGGAAAAACUGCAAGACAAACCAGAAAACCAGCCAAUAGUAGAAGAGGAGCAUAUCCCAGGAAUGCUCACCCCUCCUGAAAGCGAGAAGGCUGAUUCAGAAGACAGGGUCAGCCUGAAGACUCCUAAGAAAGUAGAGGUCCACUCCAUCCACACAUAUGUGGCUCUCUACAAGUUUCUGCCUCAGGAGAAGAAUGACUUGGAACUACAGCCUGGCGACAGAGUUCAAGUCACAGAUGACUCCAACGAGGACUGGUGGAAGGGGAAAAGCAGAGACAAGGUGGGAUUGUUCCCGGCCAACUUCGUGCAGCGGGUGCGCCCUGGUGAGCGUGUGUGGAAGGUCACGGAUGGUUUCCACGGCAACCGAGACAAAGGCCAGAUGACUGUGAAAGAGGCCCAGAUCUGUGUGGGGAAGAACGAGGAGGUUGACGGUUUCCUCCGGCUGAGCAGCGGAAAGAAGAGAGGCUUGGUCCCUGUGAAGAAUCUGCUAGAAAUAUGA
This is a messenger RNA of Cyclopterus lumpus (lumpfish), 1242 nucleotides long. Its product is annotated as SH3 and cysteine-rich domain-containing protein 2-like. The record is from RefSeq and is a predicted model, not a curated record. The transcript is spliced from 11 exons. Gene Ontology annotation, molecular function: protein binding. Bases 1 to 1242 code for a protein of 413 amino acids. Gene Ontology annotation, biological process: positive regulation of protein localization to plasma membrane; skeletal muscle contraction; positive regulation of voltage-gated calcium channel activity. Gene Ontology annotation, cellular component: extrinsic component of cytoplasmic side of plasma membrane. NCBI's taxonomy places the organism in Eukaryota, Metazoa, Chordata, Actinopteri, Perciformes, Cyclopteridae.